AUGCAUAGUGUGAAAGAGGUGUUUAAAGCAUCACCUUUCCUGGUAGGCGAUGACUGUGUCUCCAUCAUGAACGGAACGGACGAAGGUGUCUCAGCAUGGAUCACCGUCAAUUUCCUAACAGGCAGUUUGAAAACUCCAGGAAGGAGCAGUGUGGGCAUGCUGGAUUUGGGCGGAGGAUCCACUCAGAUCACCUUCCUUCCACGGGUUGAGGGCACCCUUCAGACCUCCCCACCAGGCCACCUGACAGCGCUGCAGAUGUUUAACAGGACCUACAAGCUCUAUUCCUACAGCUACCUGGGGCUAGGACUGAUGUCAGCGCGGCUGGCAAUCUUGGGUGGCGUGGAAGGGAAACCUGCAAAAGAUGGGAAGGAGUUGGUCAGCCCUUGUUUGUCUCCUGGGUUCAAAGACGAGUGGGAGCAUGCUGAAGUCACAUACAGGAUUGCAGGACAGAAGGCAGCAAGCCUCCACGAGCUGUGUGCCCGCAGAGUGUCAGAGAUCCUUCGAAAUAAAGUACACAGGACCCAAGAGGUGGAGCAUGUGGACUUUUAUGCUUUUUCUUACUACUAUGACCUUGCAGCCAGCGUGGGCCUCAUAGAUGCAGAGAAGGGAGGCAGCCUUGUAGUUGGAGACUUUGACAUAGCAGCCAAAUAUGUGUGUCGGACCCUGGAGACCCAGCCGCAAAGCAACCCCUUUGCAUGCAUGGACCUCACCUAUAUAAGCUCACUGCUCCAGGAGUUAGGUUUCCCCAGGGACAAAGUGCUGAAGCUCACUCGGAAAAUUGACAAUGUGGAGACCAGCUGGGCUCUAGGGGCCAUUUUUCAUUACAUCGAUACCCUAAACAGACAGAAGAGUCUAUCUUCAUAGCAGCUGAGCCCCAAUUCCCACCCAGCCAGCUUUUCUGAGCUUGCAUCUCCAUGGACCCCUCCAUCCUGGAAGCGAUUCCAUCCUUGAGGAGCUACCAUACUGGCUAAGACUCUCCUUCCUCAGCCUGCAGUGGCACCUCGUACAGACUUGCCUGAGACCUGGUGGGAUCCCUUGCUGCCGGGCCCAUGUACUAGCCCUGUUGUGCCUCAUCUGGCCCAGGGGCAGGGACUGGGAAGCCCCAGGCAUUCCCCCUGCCUUGCCUCCAAGAAGGCAAUGAGCUAGACAGGGCCAAGGGCACACCCUGAGGUGGGCCUUCAGCCCCUGUCCCCAUCCCCUCUGUCUGCAGGGUUGUGGCUGCUUUUCCGUGCAUCCCUGUGAUGUAGAUCUUGUCUCCCAGCCCCUGCUGUUCCCUCUCCAGGGCCAGACCUCCACCUCCCCUGUGCUGGCCUGGCUGCUCUGGGGGAGCCAAGAAGAAAAAGUGCAAUCUCCAGGACAAAAGACUUGAGCAUAUUCGUCUCAUCCUCAUUGUGAACAGUGAACUCACAGGGAGGUCUGCUCCCCACUAGUGGGUAAUACUAGUAGGAAGAGAACAAAGAAGACUCCCUCUUCCAGAGCGCUCUAGGAAGGUAUUUCUGAUUGCAGAGUCCCCAGGUGUGAGCAGGGCUGAGUGUAAUCACUGUAAAAACACUCAUGGCCAUGCUGCCUGCCCUGGGAGUGUCAAGCACUUCUGUAUAAAACUAUGUCUGAGCCCCUUUUCUGGACACAAUUCUGUGUCCCAGUGAAUGUAUUGCUGCUGUGAGCCAUUUGCAGACUAGCAGGGCCGGUCAAAGAUAUAGCCCCAGAACCACACUUUUUUUGUGGCUCUUGUGCUCUCUUCAGGCCAUAGCCCGUUCUCCUCAUCUGACCCAGGGGCAGGUUCUGGGAUGCCCCCUAGCACCCACUCUCUGGGUUGGAGCUGAGUGUGAAGCUUGGAUAUGGUUUAGGACCUGGUGCCUGAGUCCCUCGUUGUCCUUCAGUGAAUGUACAAUACAUGGAAUAAGCUGAA
Dipodomys ordii (Ord's kangaroo rat) is the source of this 1909-nucleotide messenger RNA. RefSeq names its product ectonucleoside triphosphate diphosphohydrolase 6 (putative) (gene Entpd6). The record is from RefSeq and is a predicted model, not a curated record. Gene Ontology annotation, molecular function: UDP phosphatase activity; GDP phosphatase activity. Gene Ontology annotation, biological process: nucleoside diphosphate catabolic process. The transcript has 11 exons. Bases 1 to 864 code for a protein of 287 amino acids. NCBI's taxonomy places the organism in Eukaryota, Metazoa, Chordata, Mammalia, Rodentia, Heteromyidae. Gene Ontology annotation, cellular component: Golgi apparatus; membrane.